Suillus discolor is the source of this 777-nucleotide messenger RNA. RefSeq lists its product as uncharacterized. Bases 1 to 777 code for a protein of 258 amino acids. The transcript has 8 exons. NCBI's taxonomy places the organism in Eukaryota, Fungi, Basidiomycota, Agaricomycetes, Boletales, Suillaceae. The record is from RefSeq and is a predicted model, not a curated record.
AUGUAUGGUACAAGUAACUUGUCUCCGAUGGGGUCACAUUCGUUUUUGGGGUGCCGGCGGGAAGUCGCGCGACAUGUCGGAGGGGGGAUGGGCUGGGAGAGCUCUGCAAAUUUUCCGGGAGACAGGGAUGUCUGGAUGAGUGUACAGAGGCGAUCGGUCAUGCAGAAGACAACCAUCUGUGCACUGCUGUGGUGCAUGCCUGAGGUCAGGUAUCUUGAUAAUCGAACUUCACAAGGUGUGAUCGCUGUGGUUACUAUUGUACAUUGCCGCUCGGUAGGUCAUCCGCAGGAAGAGCAUGAAACAAGACGCGGAUCCAUGUCCUCGUCACAACGGGCAGUCGAUGGCCCAGAUGAGAUGACACGGGUCUCGAGGUCGAAGGCUGUCGCCUCUCGUCGAAUGAUGAGGGUGCACCGACGAUGUGCAACUUCGUCGGUCAGGCAUUGGGCUGACGCGCGGGCCAAUUCCAACGUAUUAGUGGAUGCGGUGUUUUUCAGAUACGGAUGCAUCGCAAACACUACCGGAGCGCGAGCUGAAUCGAGUCUAGCUCCUGAAGGAACUGAGGGAGGUCGUCUGUGUGAGCCCGUCCGUCAUCGUGUUAACCGUCGAUUAGAGUUUCUCGCAGCGCCCAAUUUGAUCGGGAUCGUUACCAUAUCUCUCUCGAUCGUUUGGAUCUCCCGCCCCUGGUUCCCUCAGCCCUGCCGGUCCAUCAAAACCAAAGAUGCGGUUGAUAAAGGCCUUGGGACGAUCGACAAUCUUCCUUACGCGAUGCCCAUGUGA